AUGGCGGUGACAGACUUAUUUGCCGGCGAGGUAGCCACUGAGCUUGUAAAAAUGCUUUAUAAAAUCUCCAGCAAAUCAUUGCUCUGCAAGAGCAGUGCAGACGACCUCAUAUCAAGCAUAGAGGAGCUCCUUCCCAUAAUUCAAGAAAUCAAGUACUCUGGCGUGGAGCUACCCGCUCUGCGCCAGUCCCAGCUUAACCGCCUUUGGGAGACUCUCAGUGAAGGCAGAGAGCUUGCCCAGAAGGUUCUGAAAUCAGGCCGAUGGAACGUCUAUAAAAAUUUGCAGUUAGCAAGGAAGAUGGAGAAGCUGGAGAAAAAUGUUUCGAGGUUCGUCAACGGUCCUAUGCAGGCGCACAUCCUGGCUGACGUGCACCAUUUGAGGUUCGACACGGUGGAGCGAUUCGAUAAUUUGGAUGGGUCUGCGAGGCGGAUUGAGCAGAGGCUGGCGUCGAUGAAGAUUGGGGUGGGGGACGGAGGGUGGGUGGAGGAGGAGGUGAAGAGGGUUGAGAUGGAGGAGGAAAGGUGGGAUGGGUGUGGUUGGGGAAAUUUGGGGGUGGGUUUGGAUUUGGGGAGGAGGAAAGUGAAGGAGUUGUUGAUUGGGAAAGAGAGUUUGGGGGUUGUGGGAAUUUGUGGGAUAGGAGGGUCUGGUAAGACCACUCUGGCUACUGAGGUUUGCAGGGACGAUGAAGUCAAAUCAUACUUCAACAACAGGAUCUUAUUCCUGACUGUAUCACAGUCACCGAAUCUGGGGCAGAUGAAGGGAAGGAUUUGGAGUUUUGUAUCUGGAACUGAUGCCUGGGGUUCUAAUGUUGUUGUUCCACAAUGGAAGUUACAAUAUGAAUGUGAAACUGGACCACGAAUGCUGGUUGUUUUAGAUGAUGUAUGGUCACUCUCGGUGCUUGAGGAACUAAUUUUUAAAAUACCCGGUUGCAAAACGCUUGUGGUUUCACGAUUCAAAUUUCCAGAAGUUUUUAAUGCUACUUUUGAAGUACAAUUGCUGAGGGAAGAAGAAGCCCUCUCUCUCUUUUGCCAUUCAGCUUUUGGACAAAUGUCCAUACCCCCCACAGCUGAUGCAAAUUUGGUCAAGCAGGUUGUGACUGAGUGUAAAGGCCUUCCAUUGGCUCUUAAAGUGAUUGGAGCAUCACUGAGGAACCAACCUGAAAUGUAUUGGGCAAGUGCAAAGAAGAAAUUAUCAAGAGGAGAACCCAUUUGUGAGUCGCAUGAAAAUAAGUUGCUCAAUCGAAUGGCAAUAAGCAUGGAUUAUUUGCCUAAAAAGGUUAGGGAGUGCUUCCUGGAUUUGGGAUCCUUCCCAGAAGACAAGAAGAUCCCUCUUGAUGUUCUUAUCAAUAUGUGGGUUGAGAUUCAUGACAUUGACGAGGAAGAGGCUUUUGCCAUUCUUGUUGAGCUUUCACAUAAGAAUCUUCUCACUCUGGUAAAAGAUCCCCGCGUUGGAGACGUCUAUUCCAGCUACUUUGAGAUCUUUGUUACUCAACAUGAUGUGUUGAGAGACCUUGCUCUUCAUUUGAGCAUUUGUGAAAGCAUAAAUGAUCGAAAGAGAUUACUUAUGCCCAAACGAGACAUGGGGAUUCCGAAAGAAUGGGAGAGGAAUGCAGAUCAGCCUUUCAAAGCUCAAAUUGUUUCAAUUCAUACAAGUGAAAUGAACGAAAUGGACUGGUGCCGGAUGGAGUUCCCUAAGGCUGAAGUGCUCAUCCUUAACUUUUCCUCGAAGGAAUACUUUUUGCCGCCUUUCAUCUAUGACAUGCCGAAGCUCAAGGCACUUAUAGUAAUAAAUUACAGCACAUUUAGUGCAACCCUCCACAAUUUUUCUGUUUUCUCUGAUCUGGCGAAUCUGAAGAGCCUUUGGCUUGAGAGAGUCUCAGUUUCUAAAUUAUCCGAGGACACUACUCCCCUUAAGAAUUUGCGAAAGUUGUCUCUAGUCCUAUGCAAGAUCAAUAACAGCCUCGAUCCAUCUGUCAUAGACCUGCCUCGUAUCUUCCCUUCCCUCGCCGAGCUUUCAAUCGAUCAUUCUGAUGAUUUAAUCCAGCUUCCGUCAAGCAUUUGUAGGAUGGAAAGGCUUCGGUGUCUUAGCAUCACCAACUGCCACAAUUUGAAGGAACUGCCUAGUGAUUUAGGCAGGCUGAAACGCCUAAAUAUACUGAGACUAUAUGCAUGCCCCAAUCUAGAAACGCUUCCUUCUAGCAUCGAUGAGUUGGUUUUGUUGAAGUACCUGGACAUUUCUCAAUGUGUAAACUUGAAAUGCCUUCCGGAAGGGAUUGGUAGAUUAGCCAGAUUAGAGAAGAUCGACAUGAGAGAGUGCCCGCAGAUUUGGGAUCUACCAGACUCAGCCGCAUAUUUACAGUCUGUGCGACGGGUAAUUUGUGACGAAGAGAUAUAUUGGGAGUGGCAGGAUAUAAAGAAGGCAAUGCCUGAUCUUCACGUACAGGUUGCCGAGAAAUGCUUUAGUUUAGAGUGGCUUAAUGAAUGAUCACAUUACUGUUAAAUGCUUAGCUACUCAUGUAGCUGAAAAAUCCAAUGUUUUUUUUUCCCUGGAUUGAAGUAUCAUUAAGUGAUAAUUCUCAAGUGAGAAACAAAACCGUGUGUGCGGUCGGAUGUAUUUUAGGGAAAUAGAAUAAUUCAAAACGGAUAAUGAUGUGUAUGGUUUAUGAGAUUGUGAAUUUAUAAUAAUAAUCUCUAAAGUAGUAAGGUCCA
This is a messenger RNA of Tripterygium wilfordii, 2708 nucleotides long. RefSeq names its product probable disease resistance protein At4g33300. The transcript is spliced from 5 exons. The record is from RefSeq and is a predicted model, not a curated record. Lineage: Eukaryota; Viridiplantae; Streptophyta; Magnoliopsida; Celastrales; Celastraceae. Gene Ontology annotation, molecular function: ADP binding. The coding region runs from base 1 to 2484 and encodes 827 amino acids. Gene Ontology annotation, biological process: defense response to fungus.